Momordica charantia (bitter melon) is the source of this 1179-nucleotide messenger RNA. NCBI's taxonomy places the organism in Eukaryota, Viridiplantae, Streptophyta, Magnoliopsida, Cucurbitales, Cucurbitaceae. The record is from RefSeq and is a predicted model, not a curated record.
AUGAAGCUCCAUUUUGUCUUACUUUUCAUCUUCUCCAUUAAUAUUUUGAGCUCGUGGAUUGUGUCAGCUUCACCCAGCUUCAAUGUUCUUGAUUAUGGAGCCAUUGGAAAUGGGCAAGCUGAUGAUUCACAAGCUUUUUUGAGAGCUUGGAAUGAUGUCUGUGGAGCAACAGAAGGAAUUCCAACAUUACAUGCACCACAUGGAAAAAUUUAUAUGUUGAAGCCUCUCAAAUUUCAGGGUCCUUGCAAGUCCAAACAAGUUACUUUCCAUCUUAAAGGGACUCUAGUGGCUCCAAAAAAAGGUUCAUGGCCAAAGUACGAUAGAGAGAGAUGGAUUCAAUUUUCAGACAUAGAUGGUCUCAUUGUCAAUGGAACAGGACAAUUUGAUGGUCAAGGCUCCUCUUGGUGGGAAGAUUGGGAACACUGUCAACGACCAACCGCACUAUUUUUGCACAAUUGCAAUGGUCUCCAACUAAGGGAAAUGAAGCAUAUUAAUAGUGCCAAAAAUCAUAUCUCCAUAAAUGCUUGUAAUGAUGUCAUUAUCUCAGACCUUCACAUUAUUGCUCCUGAAGAUAGCCCUAACACAGAUGGAAUUGAUGUUUCUAGAUCAAACAAUGUUCUUAUUCAAAAUUCUUUCAUGGGAACAGGUGACGAUUGUAUUGCCCUUAACAAUGGAUCUUCCAAUAUCGAUAUUGUAGGUGUAACCUGUGGCCCAGGCCAUGGCAUAAGUAUUGGGAGCUUGGGAGGAAAUAGAGAAUACAACGUAGUUGAAAACAUUCAUGUAAAAAAUUGCCUCUUAAAGGGCACUCAAAAUGGAAUGAGAAUCAAGACUUGGCAGGGUGGAUAUGGAUAUGCAAGGAACAUCACAUUCGAACAAAUAACACUAAUGGGUGCGAAAAACCCGAUCAUUAUUGAUCAAUAUUAUACCGAUUUCUUUUCAAUAUUUUUUCAGUUAUUCGACAUAAAAGUGAGCAACGUGACUUAUCGUGAAGUUAAUGGAACGUCAGCAAAUGAGAAUGCAAUUAUUUUGAACUGCUCUCGAAAUCGCUGCAGCAAUAUUAUUUUGGAAAAUGUGAGCAUAAAACCAAUAGAUCCAAAAAUGGAAGCCAAAGCUUUUUGUCAAAAUGUUGAUGGAAGAUCUACUUAUGCAGUUCCAACCGUUCCUUGUUUAUCAAAUUAG